AGGGGGGCAGGCGGCGCCUGCGCAGUGCGCCGCGGAGGAGCUGUGUGUAUGUGAGAGUCUGACGGGUUCAAAAUGGCGGCGGCUGCUUCAGCGGCUCCUCCUGUGUGAGGGAAACAACACCCCUCCCCGGCGGCGGCGGCGGCGGCGGCUGCGGCUCGCAGAGCACCUUCCUAGCGGCUAGGCCUGUCGCCGCUCCUCUCUCUCCUGGGCAGGGGACGCUCCGGGAGGAGGGGCAACGCCAGGGGGCCCAUCCCCCGGAAUCCCUCCUCUGCGACUGGGGAGUAGCCGGGGGGCUCGUCCCGCAGCGCGGAGCCCGGGCUGAGGGGGCGACGCGAGGGGAGCCCGGGCCCCCCGCCCGGCGCGCCGCGCCGCUCCCGCCCUCUGCGCCCCCCGGGGCCGGGGCCCGCGUUCCGGGGGGCCGGGGCGGCGCGGGGAAGCCUCGGCCCGGCCGGUCUCAGCUGAUCGGCCGCCGCUCCCGGGGCUCCCGGUGGCUGCUCGCCGAGGGCACGGCGAGGAGGGGGCCCCCCGCGGCCGGGGCCAGCCCGGGGCUCGGGCUCCGUCCGCUGACCGCUGGCCCGGGGGAGGCGGGGGCGCCCCGGGCUCGGCGCCGAGGGGUCGUGCGCCCCGCUCCCGACGCCUCCGGCCCCCGGUCUCCAAAGCCAGAAGAGGAGGUCGGAUCCAGCCACCGUUUCCUCUGCUUCCCGGGUCGCCCUGACCCUCUCUGGAUACUGGCUUGAUCGACGGGAAGACCGAAGGCGACGCUCUGGGAUUUAAUUUUUUUCUCCUCUCAGUGUUUGGAAUCUUACUUCUCACUUGGACAAGAACUCGAGAGCGAAAUCCCCGGAGGAAGAGGAAGGCAGCCCUGGAGUGGUUUCUUUACUGUAAUUUCAACAGAAGAGUGAGAGAUGGAACCUGAAGAAGAAAGGAUUCGUUACAGCCAGAGAUUGCGUGGUACCAUGAGACGGCGCUAUGAAGACGAUGGCAUUUCAGAUGAUGAAAUUGAAGGGAAAAGAACUUUUGAUUUGGAAGAAAAACUCCACACCAACAAAUAUAAUGCCAAUUUUGUAACUUUUAUGGAAGGAAAAGAUUUUAAUGUAGAGUAUAUCCAGCGGGGUGGCUUGAGAGACCCUCUAAUUUUCAAGAAUUCUGAUGGACUUGGAAUAAAGAUGCCAGACCCAGACUUCACUGUGAAUGAUGUCAAAAUGUGUGUGGGGAGUCGCCGCAUGGUGGAUGUCAUGGAUGUGAACACACAGAAGGGCAUUGAGAUGACCAUGGCCCAGUGGACUCGCUACUACGAGACCCCAGAAGAGGAGCGAGAGAAGCUCUAUAAUGUCAUCAGCCUAGAGUUCAGCCACACCAGGCUAGAAAACAUGGUGCAGAGGCCCUCCACGGUGGAUUUCAUUGACUGGGUAGACAACAUGUGGCCAAGGCAUUUAAAAGAAAGUCAGACUGAAUCUACAAAUGCCAUCUUGGAGAUGCAGUACCCUAAAGUGCAGAAGUACUGUCUAAUGAGUGUUCGAGGCUGCUAUACUGACUUCCAUGUGGACUUUGGUGGUACCUCUGUUUGGUAUCACAUCCAUCAAGGGGGAAAGGUCUUCUGGCUCAUCCCCCCUACAGCCCACAACCUGGAGCUGUACGAGAAUUGGCUGCUGUCAGGGAAACAGGGAGACAUCUUUCUGGGUGACCGGGUAUCAGAUUGCCAGCGCAUUGAGCUCAAGCAGGGCUAUACCUUCGUCAUUCCUUCAGGCUGGAUUCAUGCCGUGUAUACUCCUACAGACACGUUAGUAUUUGGAGGCAACUUUCUGCAUAGCUUCAACAUCCCUAUGCAGCUAAAAAUAUACAACAUUGAAGAUCGGACACGGGUUCCAAAUAAGUUCCGCUAUCCAUUCUACUAUGAGAUGUGUUGGUAUGUCUUGGAGCGCUAUGUGUACUGUAUAACCAACCGUUCCCACCUAACGAAGGAGUUUCAGAAAGAGUCCCUCAGCAUGGAUCUGGAGUUGAAUGGGUUGGAGUCUGGAAACGGAGAAGAGGAAGCAGUGGAUCGAGAGCCCCGGCGCCUGAGCAGCAGGCGUUCUGUCCUCACUAGCCCGGUAGCUAAUGGGGUCAACCUGGAUUAUGAUGGAUUGGGCAGAGCCUGCCGAAAUCUUCCAAGUCUGAAGAAAACUUUGUCUGGGGACUCCUCCUCUGACUCCAGCCGGGGCUCCCACAAUGGCCAAGUGUGGGAUGCCCAGUGCAGCCCUCGGAAGGACAGGCAGGUGCAUCUCACCCAUUUUGAGCUUGAAGGCCUUCGCUGUCUUGUCGAUAAGUUGGAAUCUCUGCCACUGCAUAAAAAGUGUGUCCCCACGGGGAUCGAAGACGAAGACGCACUUAUUGCCGACGUGAAGAUUUUACUGGAGGAGCUUGCCAACAGCGAUCCCAAGUUAGCCCUCACUGGAGUCCCUAUAGUGCAGUGGCCAAAAAGGGAUAAGCUUAAAUUCCCCACCCGGCCAAAGGUGCGGGUCCCUACCAUCCCCAUCACAAAGCCUCACACUAUGAAGCCAGCUCCACGCUUAACCCCUGUGAGGCCAGCUGCUGCAUCCCCUAUCGUGUCAGGAGCCAGGCGGAGACGAGUGCGAUGUCGAAAAUGCAAAGCCUGUGUGCAAGGAGAGUGUGGUGUUUGCCACUACUGCAGGGACAUGAAGAAGUUCGGGGGGCCUGGACGCAUGAAGCAGUCCUGUGUCCUCCGACAGUGCUUGGCACCCAGGCUGCCUCACUCGGUCACAUGUUCCCUCUGUGGAGAGGUGGAUCAGAAUGAGGAGACACAGGACUUUGAGAAGAAACUCAUGGAAUGCUGUAUCUGCAAUGAGAUCGUGCAUCCUGGCUGCCUGCAGAUGGAUGGAGAAGGCCUGCUUAAUGAGGAAUUGCCGAACUGCUGGGAGUGCCCCAAGUGCUACCAGGAGGACAGCUCGGAGAAAGCCCAGAAACGGAAAAUGGAAGAGAGCGAUGAAGAAGCCGUACAAGCCAAAGUCCUGCGGCCCCUGCGGAGCUGCGACGAGCCCCUCACACCCCCGCCUCACUCACCCACUUCCAUGCUGCAGCUCAUCCAUGACCCGGUGUCCCCCCGGGGCAUGGUGACUCGGUCAUCCCCUGGGGCUGGCCCCAGCGACCACCACAGUGCCAGCCGCGAUGAGCGCUUCAAGAGGCGGCAGUUGCUGCGGCUGCAGGCCACAGAGCGCACCAUGGUACGGGAGAAGGAGAACAAUCCGAGCGGCAAAAAGGAGCUGUCUGAAGUUGAGAAAGCCAAGAUCCGGGGAUCGUACCUCACUGUCACGCUGCAGAGGCCCACCAAAGAGCUCCACGGGACAUCCAUUGUGCCCAAGCUGCAGGCCAUCACGGCCUCCUCUGCCAACCUGCGCCAUUCCCCCCGUGUGCUAGUGCAGCACUGCCCAGCCCGCACCCCCCAGCGUGGGGAUGAGGAGGGGCUGGGGGGAGAGGAGGAGGAAGAGGAGGAGGAGGAGGAAGAUGACAGUGCAGAGGAGGGGGGUGCAGCCAGGCUGAAUGGCCGGGGCAGUUGGGCUCAGGACGGAGACGACAGCUGGAUGCAGCGGGAGGUCUGGAUGUCUGUCUUCCGCUACCUCAGCCGCAGAGAACUUUGUGAAUGUAUGCGAGUGUGCAAGACGUGGUAUAAAUGGUGCUGCGACAAGAGACUUUGGACGAAAAUUGACUUAAGUAGGUGUAAGGCCAUCGUACCACAAGCUCUCAGUGGCAUCAUCAAGAGGCAACCAGUUAGCCUCGACCUCAGUUGGACCAACAUCUCCAAAAAGCAGUUGACGUGGCUCGUCAAUAGGCUGCCAGGGCUGAAAGACCUCCUCCUAGCAGGCUGCUCCUGGUCUGCAGUCUCUGCUCUCAGCACCUCCAGCUGCCCCCUUCUCAGGACCCUUGAUCUCCGGUGGGCAGUAGGAAUUAAGGACCCUCAAAUUCGGGACUUGCUGACUCCACCCGCUGAUAAACCAGGUCAGGACAAUCGCAGCAAGCUCCGGAACAUGACUGACUUCCGGCUGGCGGGCCUGGACAUCACGGACGCCACGCUUCGCCUCAUCAUCCGCCACAUGCCCCUCCUGUCUCGCCUCGACCUCAGCCACUGCAGCCACCUUACAGAUCAGUCCUCCAACCUCCUCACAGCCGUCGGGUCUUCCACCCGCUACUCCCUCACAGAGCUCAACAUGGCAGGUUGCAAUAAGUUGACAGACCAGACCCUGAUCUACCUACGGCGCAUUGCCAACGUCACCUUGAUCGACCUUCGCGGGUGCAAGCAGAUCACUAGGAAAGCCUGCGAGCACUUCAUCUCAGACCUGUCCAUCAACAGCCUCUACUGCCUGUCAGACGAGAAGCUGAUACAGAAGAUCAGCUAGACGCCCGGCCGACGGGACAGGGGCGAUCGUCCCCUGACUGCCCACCGAGGAGAGCCUCUCCCCGCCCCUGCACGGGCUCUGAAGCCAGCGUCACACUCCCUCUCUGCUCGCCUGUCCCCUGAGCCCCUCCGCUGGAGGCCAGGCGGGGAGGGCGGUGGACACGAGGCUGACCUGCCUGCCCCUCUUCCUCCUAAGGAACAGGGAGGCGCAGAUGGAGCCGAGGGGAGAGCCCGGGCUGUCAGGAGGCCAGGCUCUGAGUGCGGGUGUUUGUGCAGCCUUCAUCUGCACUGGGCCCUGGGCCCCUCCUCCCCACCCGUGGUCCCCAGCAGUGCCUGGUCCUGAGCAAGCUUCCAGGGAAGAAAGCGGCCCAGCCUCCGUGGCCAGGUUCUCCUUGAGGUGUCCGGUGCGUGUCUCUCCCGUCACUCUCCCGGCUUCUGCAGGAGGGGCGGCAGCCCCAGGACCGCCAGGCCCAGCAGGUCACACUGGUGCUGUGGAGGCGGCCGAGACCUCGCGCCCGCGUCUGCGCUGUCCUCCUCCCUGAGCGCAAUGUCCUUCGCGCCAUGAGGUUUCCCACCCGCCCCGGCCCAGGCUUCCCACGAGUCUCUGUGAGGUCCUUGUUGCACUUACUGGGGUUGAAGCUCUUUCGAGGAGCUGGAACUGCCUACCCCAGGGACACCCCCAGUUCAUCCCUGCCCGGGAAGAUUCUGAGACAGGCACCACCUCCCCGACUGCCCUUCCCACAUGUCCUCAUCCCUGCCUGGAUAGGGCUUCCCUAGGAUGCGUGUCACCGAGAGCAGCCUGUCUCCCCCAGCAUGGGGCAGGCAGAGGCCUGGGCCACGUCCCCACCUGCCUGCCAGCCAGGUUCCUCCAGGCCUCUGGUUUAGCGUAGCCCCCAGAGCCCGUGGGCUCGCUGGGGCAGGGGGUCCAGCUUAGAAGCCAGUCACCUGCCCUCUGUCGCCGUGGAAGGGGGUGUGCAUGUGCCUCUGUGUGUGUGGCUGAGUGUCGUGCGUGUGUGUGGAGGAGGGUGGGGGAGCGCGCUGUCUCCCGCUCCACCGUCCUGUGUCAAGCCCCAUCAGCUGCCCCCUUUGCAUUCAACGGCCUGUCCAAAGAUCCUCUCUCUAGGGCAGCAGAGAGCUUUUUGCACUUUAAAAAAAAGAAAAGAAAGGAAGGUGGGAAUCUCGUGGUCAGUACGUGUGAGGGGAUGCUGGGCGGAGCUGGACAGCCGCGGAUCUGCACUCUGCUCCCUGCAAGGACACUGAUAGCACAACCUCGCCCGCCGCCUCGUCCUCCAGCCCCUGCCUUCCUGACCCCUUCCCGGUGGCCCAGUCUCAGGCUUUCCUCCUCCAGCCCUGCGGCCGGAGGGGCCGGAGCCCAGGUGCAGGGGCCUGAAGCGCGAGCCGCCCAGAGGAGAGACGCCAACUGCACCCUUGCACUUCCAAAGCAAUAGAGACCCUCUUUGCCACCUGGCCCAGCUUUGACUGGCAUUAACCGGCCUCAGGAGCCUGGGCCCUGGUGGGGGUGGUGUUGUGUCUGUUUCUUCGGAUCUGCUGAUGUCUGCUCCCGUGACCCUCCGCCCGUCUGUCGGCCUCCAGGCCCCGGCACUCGGGGCUGGAGCUUUGAGGAAAUGCCAGUGACUUAUUCCAGAGUGCCUCAGUUAGGGGACUUCUCUGCAAAGAACCCUGGGUAUCGAGCAAAACCUUACUGAUAUUACCGCUAAGGACCCGUACGUGGAAGCUUCCUGCCUUUUUUUGGUUGCUCCUGUGGAAAAUACUGCAAAUAUGACUGUUUUGUUUCCUUGUCUUUUUAUAAGGGAGGUGGAGAGACCCCCUCAGCAGGGAUUGUGCCGGGAGAGUGCCUCUGACUUCGGGACAUUGCAGCCACAGGAAUUCCAAGCUGAUGCUUUGUUUUGGGUUUUGGUUUUUAAUGUUUGUUUGGGGGUUUGGCAAAACAAGCAUUUUUACCGUGCACGUAAAUUGGCCCACGGAAAAGGGAGCCCAGGAGCGGCGGCCGACGGCCCGAUGCCCUCGCUGGGCUUGGCUUUUCUUUGGGACUGUGAGGGGGAACUGGAUUUUAGAGGCGGAGGAAGAGAAGUGUCUCUGGGGACAGCAGAGCCUGGCGCUGCCCCGCGCGGCCCUGCCGGGAGAGGCCACCCUCAGACUGCAGGACCCGGCCCUGCCUCCAUCUGUCCAGCACCGGGGCGAAAAACCACAAAGGAAAGGAAGAAAAUUUAUAUAUAUAUAAUAUAAAAUCACUUGGUGAUUAAAAAUAACUGCUCCAUAAAUAAAACUCCUAAAGUCACUAUG
This is a messenger RNA of Oryctolagus cuniculus (rabbit), 6694 nucleotides long. RefSeq names its product lysine demethylase 2A (gene KDM2A). Gene Ontology annotation, molecular function: DNA binding; zinc ion binding; protein binding. The record is from RefSeq and is a predicted model, not a curated record. Lineage: Eukaryota; Metazoa; Chordata; Mammalia; Lagomorpha; Leporidae.